CAAAUCGCCUGCCCGUGAGGUCGCGAGCACACUAAGUAGUCAUCCCUUGUAUUCGGAAACACCGGUCGCCGCUUUUCGAGCAUAGCACGACAUCUUGGUACAUUUAGGGUUGCAGUUCCACGGCUUACAACAUGACUACUGCACAGAUGCCGCGUUGGUCGAGGUACAUCAACGUUCUGUUCUUUGGCGGUUUGUCCACCAUAUUCCUCAUGGCAGGCAUUCCCUAUGGCAUACGGCACCUGAUUGGAUGCAUGGCUCCCGACUGCGGGAAUUACACGGAAGACUUGGCUUUCGUCAUGGAUACUUCCAAGGACCCCUGUACGGACUUCUACGACUAUGUAUGCGGCAACUGGAACAGAAGUCAGAUGGUACCACUCCCUAAUCAGUUCGUCAAGCUCCAAUCCCGUGUUGCCCUCACCGUUCUCAGAGACCUGAUGUUAAUCGACGAGACCGCCGAACCCCAGACCGCCGUUGUCAAAGCCGGCCUCAUGUUCCAGCGGUGCGCUCAAAACGCCUUCAAUCAACUCGACCAUCUCGGUGAGAUCAAGAAUUUCAUGGCGCAGUUCGACCUAUCCUGGCCCCCUGAAAGUCCGAAGACCCGCUUCAACGUUCUGGACAUCCUCGUCGAACUGACCUUCAAUCGUGGCAUCCCCAUCUUCUUCUCGCUUGGUCCAAGCACGUAUUUCAAAAAACGUGGUUCUUACAACCUGCAUCUUACUCCCAAUCUGUACCUUCUGGAAUGGGCUGCGUUUCGAAAAAUGCUUCGCAACGCCGGGGUUUUAAUGCGGUAUUACGAAUUCACGGCGUACGUUCUUUCGCGCAAGCACCUGGAAUCCAACUUGGCUGAACGACUGGCGCUCCUGGACAACAACCUAAUCACUGCCAUCGGCGUCGUGACUGGAUCACGUCCAGACAUAUUUGUCAACUACGCAACUUUCGCGGAGCUUGAGAACGUGACCGGACCAGCAUUCACUGGGGGCGAACUCAUGAGAGCGGUUAACAAGAGACUGAGUAGAGACCGCCAGCUAACGCUCGAUGACGAGCUAACCCUCGUCGGACAGACCAUGGUACGAAUCACCUGCCGCGUUAUUGGGCACAGUAUGGGAUCGGAAACUCUCCGCGCCUACGUCGCACUGCAGCUGAUGCGCCAGCUCGCCGCGACGUCGUCCUUCACGUUGUCGAGCGCGCUGUUCCCAGACUCUUCCAACAAUGCAAUGCUGGCGGUCACGUACAUGAUAGGACAUUGCUUCGCCGACGUGCUCUCGAUUCUUCCGUAUGUGGCAGACGGGUUGUUCGUCAAGCACUGGGUGCCGGCAGGCAACAUCGAAGCUGUACGGAGCAUUGUGAAGACAAUGCGUAAUGUGACGGAAGAUGGGUUCCUGAAGCUGUCCUGGAUGGAUGGUCCCACGCGCAGCAAAUCCAUGAGUCGCAUCCACACUCUGCACGAAUUGAUAGGGUACCCGAAAGAGAUGAUGAGAGCGAAGGCAAGUGAAACUGAAUAUGCCCACAUACCGCAUCUGGGAGGAACGUACUUCCAGAUGUCUACCGUAGCGCGGGAAGCGACGCAAGCCUUGCUCAACAGUUUCAUCAAGUCGCCGCAACGGGUUGUCCGCGCUAUGGAAUUUGGCUUGCCAAUGAUCAUGGUCAACGCCUUUUACAUGCCAAUCUAUCAUUUCAUGGUUAUCCCAGCCGCCAUCAUGUUCCCCCCGUUCUUCUCCAAACAGCAGCCGUCUGCUGUCAAUUACGGUAGCUUAGGCCACGUGAUCGGUCACGAGAUCACGCACGCGUUUGAUCCAGAGAUGGGACUCUACAACGAACUGGGCCUCAAAGAAAACUGGUGGACAGCAACGUCACGGAAGAGCUUCGAAGACCGCGUCCGCUGCCUUGCGGAGUUCUACAACAAUGUCGGUGACAGAGUGGCCAACGACGUCAGGUUCGGCGACACGGCACUCUCGGAGAACUUCGCCGAUUGUGGAGGGCUGGACAAGUCUUAUCGGGCGUUUAAGAGGUACUCCGACAAGCAGCUGUACAGUGUUGGCGACGUUCAGCUGACGGCGGACCAGUUGUUCUUCGUGAGCACCUGCUACAAGUGGUGCUCGGAUGACAGUUACACGCAAAGGGAAGUAAGCAUGUACUCGCCCCUGCGCAUGCGCUGUAAUGUGCCCCUGAUGAACAUGCCAGAGUUUGCUGACGCUUUCCAGUGCGCCAGCGAUACGGCUAUGAAUCCUAGGAAACGGUGUGACCUUCUGUGAAGUCCGCACGAGCAGUGCUUCCGUACGGCGGCCGGAUUCAAAUUAGCUUAUAAUUAUCGACUAUUUGUGUUCUCGCUCACAGAUAAAUACGUGUCUGCCGACUAUUAAAAUGGUCUUGUAUUGUGUA
This is a messenger RNA of Ornithodoros turicata, 2379 nucleotides long. RefSeq names its product neprilysin-11-like. The transcript has 4 exons. Gene Ontology annotation, cellular component: plasma membrane. NCBI's taxonomy places the organism in Eukaryota, Metazoa, Arthropoda, Arachnida, Ixodida, Argasidae. The record is from RefSeq and is a predicted model, not a curated record. The coding region runs from base 132 to 2252 and encodes 706 amino acids. Gene Ontology annotation, molecular function: metalloendopeptidase activity. Gene Ontology annotation, biological process: protein processing.